This is a messenger RNA of Rubroshorea leprosula, 1121 nucleotides long. Lineage: Eukaryota; Viridiplantae; Streptophyta; Magnoliopsida; Malvales; Dipterocarpaceae. The record is from the annotation of a GenBank genome assembly.
AGAAGGACAAGCAUGUCUUCUAUGUUUUCACUUAAUUUCCCUCUGAUUUUCCUCUUCCAAUUAAUCUCUCAUUGAACUUAUCUUCUUGGAUCUCCAUCAACUCUUUUUCUCCUAAUCCUCUCCUGACGUUUGGAAUCGUAACAAUGGCUUCCUUUAUCUCUGCUGUUGCAAAAAGGUUAGAGGGGAAGGUUGCCCUCAUCACUGGAGGUGCCAGCGGUAUUGGCGCAUGCACUGCCAGAGUCUUUGCCCACCAUGGCGCCAAAGUUGUUGUAGCUGACAUCCAGAAACAAUUAGGCCACUCUGUCUGUGAGUCAAUCGGCCCAUCAAACUCCAUCUUCGUCCACUGCGAUGUCACCAAUGAAUCCCAAAUCCAACACGCUGUGGACAAAGCUGUCGCCACCUAUGGCAAUCUAGACAUUAUGUUCAACAACGCUGCCAUUAUGGACAAGAUGAAGCCACGCAUAAUCGAUAACGAAAAAUCCGAUUUCGAGCGCAUCCUUAGCGUGAACGUAACUGGAGUCUUCCUCGGUAUCAAGCACGCCGCUCGAAUCAUGGUGCCUGCUCGAAGGGGCUGCAUAAUCUCCACUGCCAGCGUAAGUUCAACUAUAGGUAAAAUAGCCACCCACGCUUAUACUGCUUCAAAGCAUGCUGUUGUGGGACUCACAAAAAAUGCUGCAGUUGAACUCGGACAAUUUGGAAUUAGAGUUAACUGCAUAUCUCCCUUUGCGGUUGCAACGCCCAUGUCUACCUCAUUCAUUGGAAUUAAGCACGAGGAGGUCGAGAAGAUGACGAACUCGAUUGCCAAUCUUAAGGGUGUGACCCUUAAGGCAGAAGAUGUUGCAAAUGCUGCCCUUUAUUUGGCAAGUGAUGAGGCAAGGUACAUAAGUGGGCACAAUCUCUUGAUAGAUGGGGGUUACACUAUUUUUAAUCCCUCAUUUACAAUGUUCCAAUAUCCGGCCGAUUCUUGAGCUUAUUUCUAGUUGCUGAUGUUGGUAUGAUGAAAACAGGGGAACUGGCUUCUAAUUUUUGGUAGUAUUUGAGUUUGUUCAAUACUUCACACUUAAAUUUUUGAUAUAAUAAGAAAUGGAUGACCUCAAUUAGAGUAAAAAUAUUUGUAACUA